Symbiodinium natans is the source of this 726-nucleotide messenger RNA. NCBI's taxonomy places the organism in Eukaryota, Dinophyceae, Suessiales, Symbiodiniaceae. The record is from the annotation of a GenBank genome assembly.
AUGUCCGACUUUGAGCCGGUCACACCCGGGUCAGCAUUCCAGGCGGACUGGGCCAAGUGGCAGAAGCAGCUUCGCGAAUGGCGCCAAGCGUACGAUGAGUGGCGACAAGUGCUGCAGCAGCUUCAGGAGUGGGAUGAGAAGGAGAGCAAAGGAAUCCAGCUGCCAUCCAUCGACCCCAACCUUGACGUCCUUGCGGUGGAAAACAUCCUGGAUAUCGGCGAAGGCGAGCCUCUCUUCGGGAACUUUGAGUACGAGGACUGGCUUCUCCUCAGCACCAGGGUGGAGCUCCACCUGCUGGUUCAUCACUUCCGGGACGACACUGGCGGCGCGGUCUUGGACGAGUCCAACCUGGCCCAUUACUACAAAUGCUACUUCAAGAAAAGCUUUAAGCCGGAAGACUUUGCUGUUCGGCCCUCGGCAAAAGAGCCCAGCUUCCGACGCUCCCUCGACCGCGCUAUGCCUUGUUUGACCUACGAGCCAAAGAGGGCCACGGAUCUGGGCGCACAUGGUGAGUCCAAGGCAUCCACGGAAGCCCCAGUCGAGCCUUCAGAGCAGUUGGCUGAGCAUACGGAGCUGGAGGUCAGCCAGGUCGAGGUCGUGGAGGGGGAUGAGGACGGCCAUGCCAAGAUCAACAGGAUCGAGGAGGCGCUGGAGUCGGAAGAUGCCUCCGGCUGUGGGUUUCUAGGAACUUGCUGGGGCGGCGUCCCAGUCUCUGGUGACGCCUGA